This is a messenger RNA of Paramecium primaurelia, 1021 nucleotides long. The record is from the annotation of a GenBank genome assembly. NCBI's taxonomy places the organism in Eukaryota, Ciliophora, Oligohymenophorea, Peniculida, Parameciidae.
AUGUAGAGAUAGUUAAGAAACAAAUAAAUAGGUAUAGUCACAAAAGUUGCUAUAGCUGUGCAUACUAUCUUAUUAUUUUUAGUAGUUGUGUCAGUAUGUUUAAAAUUGAGUCAAGAAUUCUUAAUUUCAAUUUUAUUAGCAUAAGCAACUUGGUAAUAGCUUGUAAUAGAGACUCUUCAUUUAAGAUUAAAUAGAUUUAAUUAUUUAGAAGAAUAAGAAUAAAUUAGAAAGAGAUUUGGACUUUCAACCUAAAAAAGUAAACAAUCUUCUUUAUGGUAAUAUUUUCAAUAUUCUUUAGGUAUUAUAGAAGAAAGCUAAUAUUACCAAUAAUUGUUUUGACUCUUUUUUACUUUACAAAUUAAUCAUAUGAGGAUUUAUAAUAUUGUUUCAUUUCUGUGCAUGGACUUCUAUAAAUUUACUAAGGUUCUACUAUUCUUGUUGUUGGAAUUAAAUAACAUAUCGAAUAGAAUGAUGAUUAUUAUACUGAUUUAGAAAGUGAGGGAUUAAUAAUGAAAAGCAAUAUGAUGUUGAGAAAAUCAGAAGUAAGAGCAUAAAAAUGGAAGAAAUUUGCAAAUCUAUCAAAGAAGUUAUACAUCAAAACAGUCACAAUAUAUUUCUUUUUAAGCGUGUUUUAUGAAUUCUAUGCUAUCUUUCUUAAUUUACCACCUUUCGAUUUACUCUCAUUUAUUUGUAAUUAUUAUCAAAUCCAAGUAUCAAUUUAUGCAUUAAUAAUUUGUUAAUUGCAUAUUCUUUUCGUGAUACUAUAUAUUGGUAAUGCAAUCAUUCAAAAGAAAGUGAAUAGAGUUAAAAGACUAUAUGAGCAUGUAACAAAGGAAUAGGAAAAGCUUUAAGUUGAAGGUGGAAAAUACUUAAGUGUAAUGAUCUAUUUAUCCCUUACUAUUAUUAUAUUUUUAUAUUAUAAUAGUAUGUAAGGAACCAUUGUAAAUAAAUUAGUGGAUAUGAAAGUAAAUUAAUUCAGUUUGAUUGCAAUUUUAAUCAACGCAAUUAGAAAUUAUAUUGA